Molecule: messenger RNA, 1238 nt
Organism: Seriola dumerili (greater amberjack)
Lineage: Eukaryota; Metazoa; Chordata; Actinopteri; Carangiformes; Carangidae
Gene: msmo1
Product: methylsterol monooxygenase 1
Exons: 6
Coding region: 91-966 (291 amino acids)
Biological process (GO): sterol biosynthetic process
Molecular function (GO): iron ion binding; C-4 methylsterol oxidase activity
Source: RefSeq, a predicted model, not a curated record
UUCACCCGGCCGUCUGCCUCUCGCUCAGGUAGACGGGACGUACCGCGGAAGUCUUCUCUCCAGACCUGCAGUUACCUCGGGGGAUCCAUCAUGGCGGUGAACGGCACGGCAGACAUCUUGAGCUCUGCCUACCUUGCAGUGGAGUAUGUAGACGCAGUGCUUCCUAAAAACCCCUUCCAGCCCUCCCUGGAACAAGCCUGGAGCUACAUGCUGGACAACUACACCAAGUUCCAGAUUGCCACCUGGGGGUCGCUCAUCGUCCAUGAGUUCAUCUAUUUCCUCUUCUGCGUACCUGGUUUCCUCUUCCAGUUCCUCCCCUUCAUGCAGAAAUACAAGAUCCAACAGGACAAGCCAGAGACCUGGGAGAAACAGUGGAGAUGUUUCAAGAUGCUGCUGUUCAACCACUUCUGUAUCCAGCUGCCUCUGAUCUGUGGGACGUACUACUUCACUGAAUUCUUCAACAUCCCGUAUGACUGGGACUCCAUGCCGCGCUGGCCGUACCUCCUGGCUCAGUGCUUUGGUUGUGCUGUUGUUGAAGACACCUGGCACUACUUCCUCCAUCGGCUGCUGCAUCACCGCAGGAUCUACAAAUACAUCCACAAAGUCCACCAUGAGUUCACUGCUCCAUUUGGCAUGCAGGCAGAAUACGCCCACCCCGCUGAGACUCUCAUCCUGGGAGCUGGUUUCUUCAUUGGCAUCAUGAUCUUCUGUAACCACGUGUUCUUCCUGUGGGCAUGGGUGGCUUUCCGCCUGCUGGAGACCAUUGACGUCCACAGCGGUUAUGACAUCCCUCUGAACCCUCUCCACCUGAUCCCGUUCUACGCCGGCGCUCGUUUCCACGACUUCCACCACAUGAACUUCGUCGGGAACUACGCCUCCACCUUCACCUGGUGGGACAAGCUGCUGAAGACAGACAACCAGUACAGCAAGUACAUGCAUAAACAGGGAGAGAAGAAGGAGCAGUAAACCACUUACACCUCACACGCCGGGAGAAGGGAAGAGGCAGUGAGUCUCACAGUGAGCACGCCAGCAGUUGCUGCUUUUCUCUCAGUACACUUAAUAAAACACACACACACACACACACACACACUAAAGAUGUACUUUCAAAGGAUCAGCUCUACUGUGGUUUGAUUCUGAAUCGGACUGCACGUUGACUUCAGUCCACCAUCUGUGCCUUUCUGCAAAAGAAGUAUUGUUGUCUGCUUCUGUUCGCUGAAUAAAAACCAUCAACAUCCUCA